AUGUCCACUUACACUGCUGUCCAGACCUCUCCUACCGUCGCCUCCGAAGAUAGAAAUUCCUCUAUCUCAGGGAGUGAUGUCGAGAACGAGGAUGGCAACGCCGACAAUACGCCGGAGAAUGGCACCACCACGAGCAAAAAGAGGAAGAGGCUCGUGAAAAUCUCCUGUGAGCUCUGCAAGGCCCGGAAGGUCAAGUGCGACAGAGCAGAGCCUGCUUGUGGCUGGUGUGCGCGCAACAAUCGAACAUGCGUCUACAAAGAGCGACAGAAGCCCGGUCUUCGCGUGGGCUACGGACGCGAGCUCGAGGAGAAGAUCAAUCGCCUCGAAGCUCUGCUCCAGGUCAUGGGUCGCCGACUCGAGGAACACAUCGCCGAACAUGGGGACUUCUCAACCCAUCGACCGGGCUCCGUUCGCAUGUCUCACCAGCCCCAAUCUGCGUCGUUCAACGCGUACGCUCAGAACGAUCCUCGCCCUUCGACCGCCAGUAUUGUUUCCCAAGACACUCCUGGUUCUGAUCCCCGAUGGCCCGUCGCCAAUGCCUAUGAACGAAUGCAGUACCCCCGAGCCCAGGAUGCCAUGUCCAUCCGAUCCGUUGUGGACAAUGGCGGCCACGAGCUAGUGGCCCCAAGCGAGAGAGCGAACUCGGCAGCUUGGUAUCCAACCUCGACGCCGGCGCCAUCGAUGCCAGACUCGGAGCUACCUCCAUACGACUUGCUAUAUACCUUGGUCGAUCUCUAUUUCAAGCACGUCAACCCCUGGUCCCCAAUCCUGGACCGUAAGGCCACGUUCGAUGCCUUCUUCGGCUCACAGUCAAUGAACGAUGCUGACAAGGUGCUCGUGCACGCGAUUGUCGCCACUACCAUGCGUUUCUCCAAAGACUCACGCCUGACUCCGGAGUCAAGGAGACAGUUCCACGAGAUCUCCAGACAGAAGAUUAUGAUGUAUGCUCUUGACCACCCGAACGUACGCGCCCUCCAGGCGCUGGUGAUCCUUGCGGUCGACGUGCUCGGGACCUCAAACGGCCAACAGGGGUGGAAUUUACUAGCUCUCAUCACGCGCAACAUCGUCCAGCUGGGGCUGGAUGUCGAGAAGGGCGCAUACCUCGAGUCCAGCACUUAUCCGUCGGCGACGCUCCUUCAGGCCGCACAACCCCAAUCCUGGAUUGAAAAUGAAGAGCGCCGCCGUCUGUGCUGGAUGACAUUCAUUCUUGACAGAUACGCAACCGUCGCUACCGCAGACACCUUCACCCUGGACGAAAGGGAGAUGGACCGGUGUCUCCCGUGUCGGUACGACCUCUUCUCACGAAACGAACCUGUUGAGACACGGUGGCGUCGACGAGGCGCACCCGCGGAAUUGAUCGUCAACAAACCAGAAAACCUGGGGAGUUUCUCCUACCACUGUGAAGUCCUCGGGAUCCUCAGUCGUAUCCAUCGAUUCCUCCACCAACCUCUCGAUAUCACCCGCCAUUCCGACAUACAGCGCUGGCGUGAAACCUACCGUGAGCUGGAUGGCGAGUUGAACGAUUGGCUGCAGAACUUGCCGGGUGAGUAUGGGAAAAUCUCUCAGCUCUGCCACUCGGACCCUGGGAGCAGGAUCUCCAACUGGAUCAUGCUUCAUGCGGCGUUUGUCACGUCUGUUAUCCGUCUGCAUUCUUCCGCCGCUUACCCCACGAUCAAAUCUCCUGUCUUCACACCUUCGUACCAUGCCAUCCAACGUUGUUUGGGCGCCGUGGAGAGCUUGAGGGAGAUUGCCCAAGACGUCAUGAAUACUGGCAUGCUUGCACUUCUUGGCCACCCGUUUGCUUUUGCGCUGUGGGUUUCCGCGAGGCUGCUGCUCGUCCAUGCAGCGACCAUGGAGUGCGAGGUGGACCCGAAAAUCAUGUUCUUUAUCUCCACUCUGGAGCAGAUGGGACGGCACUGGCAGGUUGCUGGGGACUACGCUAGAAUCUUGAAUGAUGUAGUGCAAGAGGGAAGCAAUGGCUCCGGUCGGACAUUCACCGCCAUGAGAAGAUGUGCCUACGAAUUAAACCUCCUGACCUCGCAACGUCCUCGUUCCGUCCUUGAUACCGUUACCACGCACAACUCGUCGCAAAGCGAACUCGAAUUCCUGGAGGUCUUUGACUUUUUCAACUACCCUCGAUUGAACGCCAUCGCGGGUAACAACGCCUUUGAUCCAUCUGUGUCGGUCACGAAUCAGAACCAAACGACGCCGACGCAGGGCCAAACGUCGAACUCUCGAGCCACACCAGCUUUCGUCAUCCCGAAUCCGGAGAGCGAUUGGUUGAUAUUCAAGCCGCCAUACGAGUAG
Fonsecaea erecta is the source of this 2307-nucleotide messenger RNA. RefSeq lists its product as hypothetical. Gene Ontology annotation, molecular function: DNA binding; zinc ion binding; DNA-binding transcription factor activity, RNA polymerase II-specific. The coding region runs from base 1 to 2307 and encodes 768 amino acids. The transcript has 4 exons. Lineage: Eukaryota; Fungi; Ascomycota; Eurotiomycetes; Chaetothyriales; Herpotrichiellaceae. Gene Ontology annotation, cellular component: nucleus. The record is from RefSeq and is a predicted model, not a curated record. Gene Ontology annotation, biological process: regulation of DNA-templated transcription; DNA-templated transcription.